Molecule: messenger RNA, 562 nt
Organism: Mus caroli (Ryukyu mouse)
Lineage: Eukaryota; Metazoa; Chordata; Mammalia; Rodentia; Muridae
Source: RefSeq, a predicted model, not a curated record
AAGUCACCUACUCUCCUCUCUACUCAAGAACAACCUCAACAACCAGCACCAUGUGUGGCUACUAUGGAAACUACUAUGGCGGCAGAGGCUAUGGCUGCUGUGGCUAUGGAGGCCUGGGCUAUGGCUAUGGAGGCCUGGGCUGUGGCUAUGGCUCCUACUAUGGCUGUGGCUACCGUGGANUGGGCUGUGGCUAUGGCUAUGGCUGUGGCUAUGGCUCAGGCUCUCUCUAUGGCUGUGGCUAUGGAUGCGGUUCUGGCUAUGGAUCUGGAUUUGGCUACUACUAAAGACAUCAUAAGAGACUCUCGUCUUCUCCAAUUCUGACUUUAAGACUCACCAAAUACACUGAGCCUCCUCUCUGAAGAUGAUGUUGCCAAGAAGUUUAUUAGGAUCUGCUGUGACUUGCAUCGAGGCCACAUGCUUCCUGGAUGUCCCUCAUAAAAAGAGGGAAUGAAAUUGACAUGACUUGUGUCACUUCCAUGGUUCUCAGUAUAAUAUCAUCAGAGCAAUGGUCUUGAUGACUCUGACUCUUGUUCUCAUUUAUCUUGUCUCUAAUAAACAUCUU